UUAGGAAAACCAUUUUUCAAACAAUCCUCUCGCCUGGGCCAACACGUCCGUAUACGACUUCAAAAGUCAACUCAAAAACGGAGCGAUGACCCUGUAUAUGUGGGCGUACGCCGAGGACAUGAACUCGGACGAUGUCUUGCAUCCUCUAGGCACCGUAGUUAGCAAUCCCAAUACGGAAUAUUCUACGACUCUCACACUGUAUAUGAAAAGUUAUCUUAAGGAUCAAACUGUUGUGUUUCCUUCUGUUGAGACGAUAAUCAAAAACGUGGAUUUGAAAGAUAGCGAUAUCGAGACUGAAAGAAUCGACGAAAUAACGGCUUGCAAAAAGCUUUUGAAUGAGAUUGAUAAUCUGUACGAAGCUCACGAUCAGGAUCGUAAGAAAAUUUGGGCUCUGAAGAAUCACUGGCGCAAAACCGAACCGGAAGUUUUGCCCAAACUCCUCUAUUGCAUCGACUGGGAUAAGAGGGAGGAAGUCAGCGAAGUCGUAGUGAUGCUCAAAAAAUGGCCUAAAUUGCCCGUAGAGAAGGCUUUAGAACUUUUAGAUUACGCUUACGCCGAUCAGGAGGUCAGAAAAUUCGCUGUCGAAUGUCUGUAUGAUGUCAGCGAUGAGGAUCUUCUGUUAUACCUGCUUCAAUUAGUGCAAGCCUUGAAGCAUGAGCUUUACUUAGAGUGCGAUUUAGUGAAUUUUCUAAUUAAAAGAGCGCUUAGUAAUCAACAAAUUGGACAUUAUUUGUUCUGGCACCUCCGUUCGGAAAUGCAGGUGCCGGCCGUAUCGGUCCGCUUCGGCCUCAUUCUCGAAGCUUACUGCAGAGGCACCCAGGAGCACAUAGUGAUCCUCCAGAAGCAGCUCGAGUGCCUCGAGCGGCUGAAGAAGAGCAGCGACAUCGUGCGUCAGCGGAAGGACAAGGAAAAGGCCAAAGCGGCGCUCAAGGAGUAUCUCAGCGAGUCGGGGGCCGAGGUCGUGAAUCACGUCAAGAGUCCAUUGAAUCCGAUGUACAGGUGUACGAGGAUCAAGUUGGAGAAGUGCAGGGUCAUGGAUAGCAAGAUGCGUCCGUUGUGGAUCGUUUUUGAAAAUUCUGACGCUUACGGUGACGAUGUGUACAUCAUUUUCAAAAACGGCGAUGAUCUGCGACAGGAUAUGUUGACGCUGCAGAUGAUCAAAAUCAUGGAUAGGUUGUGGAAGAGGGAAGGCCUAGACUUAAGAAUGAAUCUAUAUGGAUGCAUAUCAUUAGAGCAUCGCGUUGGUAUGAUCGAAGUAGUUUUAAAUGCCGAAACCAUAGCGAAUAUCCAAAAGGAGAAGGGAAUGUUCACUGCCACUGCUGCUUUCAGAAAGGGGCCCAUUUUAGCUUGGUUAAAAGACUAUAAUACUUCAGAAGCUGCCUUAAAUAAAGCCGUAAACGAAUUUACGCUGUCAUGCGCGGGAUAUUGCGUAGCUACGUACGUUCUGGGCAUCGCCGAUCGCCAUUCGGACAAUAUUAUGGUCAAACAAAAUGGACAGCUCUUCCACAUCGAUUUUGGUCACAUUUUAGGUCAUUUUAAAGAAAAAUUCGGUUUCAAAAGAGAAAGAGUACCGUUUGUAUUAACCCACGAUUUUGUCUACGUUAUAAACAAAGGACAAAAUUCCAAAGCCCUGGAAUUCAAGAUAUUCCAAGAAUAUUGCGAAAAGGCAUUUAUGAUUCUAAGAAAACACGGAAAUCUCUUUAUUUCGCUAUUUGCCAUGAUGAUAUCGACGGGACUGCCAGAAUUGAGCUCCGAAAAGGAUCUCAACUAUUUAAGGGAUACUUUGGUGAUGAAUAAAUCGGACGAAGAAGCCCUGCUCCACUUCAGGUCAAAGUUCGACGAAGCCCUUUCGAACUCUUGGAAAACUUCCGUCAACUGGGCCACUCACAAUAUAGCUAAAAAUAACAAAGCGUAAUCAUACAUUUUCUAUUUUUUUGCGUUCGAUUACGUUGCCAAGCUGAUAAGAAUAAAGUGCCAACAUGUAGUAGUAAUAGUCUAUUUAUACAGUAUAAUACGAAAAAUAGAUUUUUUUUGUAAAUAAAUUUUGUCAGUAAGA
This is a messenger RNA of Psylliodes chrysocephalus, 2056 nucleotides long. The record is from the annotation of a GenBank genome assembly. NCBI's taxonomy places the organism in Eukaryota, Metazoa, Arthropoda, Insecta, Coleoptera, Chrysomelidae.